Molecule: messenger RNA, 3015 nt
Organism: Chara braunii
Lineage: Eukaryota; Viridiplantae; Streptophyta; Charophyceae; Charales; Characeae
Source: the annotation of a GenBank genome assembly
GCCGCCAGCGUGAGCCUUCCCCAGACCAUGUGCAGGACACAUUCAGGGCCUGCUCCCCUGGGCAUCGGUACCUGGUUAUCGGCUAGAAGGUCGACAACAAGGGGUUCAUGAUGCUUCGUUGCACGUUUUGCAACAAAGUUUUCCAAGGGACCCAGUUCCAGGCCACGAGGCACUUCACACAGACGAAGUACUGCAAGGACGUCAGCGACGAGGCGCUGUAUGAGAUCGCGCAAAAGACUCAACAGAAGUUCGAGGUCGAUCAGAUGGAGAGGGUCGCCAAGUAUGCAGCGGAGCGCGGACUCGAUGUGCCCGACACGGGUGGUGCAAGGGGAGGAGAGGCGGGGCGGCGUCCGGUGGAGGGAGGGGUUGGGGGAGAUGGUGGUUAUGGUGCGCCAGACCACCCGUUGGGGGGUGGAGGCGGUGACACGGAGGAGGGCGUGAUCGACCUUGAUCGCGAGGCGUGUGGCCUGGGCGAGGAGGGAGUCCCUGAACAAGAGGACGUUUCAGAGUUUUAUCUAGGCACUGCGGAGAGGAUGGAGGAUUGGCUGAGGCGACCAGGCAAGGGACCUGCAACGGAGGGGUCUUCCAAGAGGAAGGAAGGAGGAACUAAUCCGGCUGCUACCCCAGUUGGAAAGAGGCUUCGCCAGCAGAAGGUGACUGAGGUCUACGGUGGCGAGUGGGUUGCUCGCCACAAGAAGGCCUUCCUUUGCUGGCUCUAUUCCAGCGGGGUCUCCUUCAAUGCCUUCCGCAACCAAGCUUGGAAGGCAUAUGAACAGUUGCUUCUUGAGCAGCCUGGCAGUUCCCUGCGCGCUGUGCCAGCGAGAUUGCGAAGGGACAAGGGCAUGCUGGAUUGCCAGGCAGGACUCGAGGUGGAGCUUGUGUGCACGGGCACGCGCAGGGGGAUGAUGGAGGAGGGGAUUGCCCGUCAGGUUGCGCUUAUUACCCGGGAUCCCAUCGGGGCCUCCGCACCACCCUUUGCUGAUGCCGUUUUCGGUAGACGUGCUUGCAUUUUUCGUCCCUACCCCAGGGAGGACGACUCGGACGAGGAGCCGGUACCCGAGGCGGUAGAUGACCCUGCGCUCCGCAUUCCCCAUGAGAUCGACGAGACGCACGACGAGAUGCUGGGGGGAGAGGAGGAGUUUUGGGGCCCAUUCGGGGAGGUCGCUUCCACGGACGGCACAGAGGCGCGGGCGACGACCCCCACUCCGACGAGGCGGGAGUCGUCCAUGGCGCCACCUUGUGCUGCGAGUCCUGCACCACCAUCGCCCGUCUCGCCACUUCAGCCGGCCAUGGCAACGGCGGACACAGAGGAGUUGGCGUCCUCUUUGCCUCAGCACGGACUUCUCCACAGAGGCGGGGCAGUCCGCCAGCUGAGGUUACGAUCACCUUUCCCGGGGAUAUUGCAGGAGGAGGGGGCACCGUCGGCAGCAGCAGUGGAGGGGGGGAUGGCACCAGCGGCGGUGGCGGAAGCGACGGUCGCAGCUGUGGUGGACGAGAUAGCAGCAGCAGUGCUGGAGGAGGUGGCACCAUCAGUGGUGGAGGAGGAGGCACCAGCGGCAGGAGGAGCAGCAACAGUGGAGGGGGAGGUGGCAGCAGCAGGAGGAGCAGCUGGAGGAGCGGCAACCGUGGAGGUGGAGGGGGCAGCAGCAGUGGAGGAGGAGGAGGCACCGAUAGCAGCUGCAGUGGAGGGGGGGGUGGCAGGACCAGUGGAGGAGGAGAUAACCGCACAGGUGGAGGUGCCGCGUGGGGGCGGUGACGAGCGCUUCAUGCAGCAGUUCCUCACGGAGGAGCUCGAUCCGGUAAUAGCGGGUAUGACCCCGGGUGUGGCGAGGGGGUCGGGGAUUUCGGAUUCGGAGAUGGGGAACCACUUAGACUUUGAUUUGUGGAUGGGUCUUCCACCUAGUUGCGGCUGGGCGACAUCGACGGAUCGGGCUCCAUCGAGGGACGAGGCGGCAAGACAGACUUUGACGCAGACCCCGAGAGAGAGGACGACGACUGAGUCUCCAGAUGCAGCACGCGACAUCAUGGAGCGAGAGAGAGCUCGACUUAUGGCAUCGAGUAACCUGCGUGCUCAGGCAUUCGCACAGGCCUUGGAGGAGGUUAGGCGUCGAGAGACAGGGGGUGAUGGUGUGCAGGGUGGGGUGGUGGUGGGGGAGGACGUUGUGGAGGGAGUGGCAGCAAAGGCAGGGGGGGAUGGUGUGCAGGGUGGGGUGGUGGCGGGGGAGGACGUUGCGGAGGGAGUAGCAGCGGAGGCGGACAAUGAGGCUAUGUCGGGUGGGCCACAGACAGCGAAAGUUGUUGUGGAGGGACGGCCACAGGCGGUGGAUGAGGUUGUGCAGGCAGGACAGCGUCACUUUGCUCCGCAGGAGGUCCGUCGUCCUUUGGACGCAGAGGAGUUGGCGAGAGAGGCUGUGCGCGAUGUUACUCGAUUGGACCGGCGGAUCUUCGACCAGAGGCUCGAGCAUCCACCAUGGCAGGCGAUCCCUUCGGUUCCAUGGGGUCCUGCGUCGCCCGUGUGGUCUGGGUCUACCUCCACUGGAGGACGUACCGUGGGAGAUGUUCCAGGGGUUUCGGGUGGCGUGAUGGAGACAGCGCCACAGGGAGGCACUGCACUUGGAGAGAGUUCGGGGGCGGAGGGGUUGGGGAUGCCUCGUGGAUCCCGCCGUGAGCAGACGGUUGCAGAGGCUAGUGCGAGGGUUGUUGUGUUGAGGAAGGGAGGAGGCCCUGUCACCAUCGAGGAGGAUGAUCCUGAUACGGAUGCGGCAGUGCGGGAGGAGGACGAGGACUAUGACGGCGAGGAGGAGGGAGAGGAGGAGAGCAAGAGCGGUUUCGAUGGUGACGACCACGAUGAUGAGCCCCCACCUCGCCCACCGACGAGUGCAUCUACACGCUCGGCUGUGCGGACUUCUUCAUUCGCACGAGGGAGGAGGAGGUCGACAUCCGACACUCGAGGGGGUACGAGGAGAUAGAGCAGGAAGGGGAAGAAGGGUCGUUGACCGAUAAGGCCAACACUCC